Molecule: messenger RNA, 2489 nt
Organism: Oncorhynchus kisutch (coho salmon)
Lineage: Eukaryota; Metazoa; Chordata; Actinopteri; Salmoniformes; Salmonidae
Product: lysophosphatidic acid phosphatase type 6
Exons: 11
Coding region: 233-1513 (426 amino acids)
Biological process (GO): dephosphorylation; lysobisphosphatidic acid metabolic process
Cellular component (GO): mitochondrion
Molecular function (GO): lysophosphatidic acid phosphatase activity
Source: RefSeq, a predicted model, not a curated record
ACGGUAAUGAGGGGCAUGGGAGGGAAAUGACGCAUGUGGGUAGCUUUUCCGUGAAGAGCAGUUUCACUUUGAAAGCAUGGAUCACACCAGAAAUGACUACAUAUUCCAAAAAACAUUUUGUCCCUAGCCGGGUGACGUGUUUUCAAAAUACACGGAGUUAGUCGAUGACUUUUAUUUUGUUUUAAAACUAGUUAAUAACUUCCAGUGAUAAUUAAACUAUAGUAAAGUAAGCAUGAGGACGAGGAACCUCUUGACCAAAGCAGGUGUUUUGGGCUCGGUGUCCAUGGCGUUUGGAUCCAUGCUCUGGUCUCAUAAGAAGACAGAACCAACCCAGACGGAUUCGGGUUCGGCCCCCUCAUGCAAGGAACCACCUUUUCCUUACGAGCUCAAACUCGUACAAGUCCUGUUCCGCCACGGAGCCCGAACCCCGCUGAAGUCUAUACCAGGCAUCAUGGAGGCCCAGUGGAUGCCUAACCUCCUGGAACCCCCAGCACACACACAGAUCAACUAUGUGGUGACAGACCUGGAAGGAGGUCCACGGCCCUCCUCACCGGUGGAGGACAGCUAUCGGGCCAACAUACUGACGGGGGGUACGUACCCAGGUCAGCUGACCACGGUGGGCAUGCAACAGCUGUAUGAGCUGGGAGAGAGGCUGAGGAAGAGAUACAUCCAGGACACAGCCUUCCUCAACCCCACCUUCAGCCCUACAGAGGUUUAUGUGCGUUCCACUAACAUUGUGAGAACCAUAGAGUCUGCCAAGUGCCUGGUGGCAGGGCUGUUCUAUCAAAGCCAGAGAGACAUGGUUCCCAUUCUGACGACUGAGGCAGAGUCAGAGAUCCUGUACCCUAACUACCAUGGAUGCAGACUGCUCAAACUCCUCAGCGGUCAUCGCUGGGCGGAGUCAUCCACUCUGCCAGACAUUGCUGCGGACCUGAGGAGCAUCAAGAGUGCUCUGGGCAUCGCUGGCCACCAACGGGUUGACUUCAUCCUCAUCAGGGACGACAUGGUGGCAAGAGAGACCCACGGCCUACCCUGCCCACCAGUCCUUGACUCCUGGAGAAACACAGUGGAGCGGAGAGCUGUGGAGAUGAUCUACCACAUCUACGAACCCAGCAAGAGGGAGAACCUGCAGCUGUGUGUGGGUCCCCUCCUGCAUGUCCUAAUGGGCAACAUAGAAGAUAAACUACAGGACGCAACCUCAGAGCCCAACAGGAAGCUCUUCCUGUACUCUGCCCACGACACCACUCUGAUACCCUGUCUCAUGGCUCUGGGGAUUUUUGACAUGCGAUGGCCACCGUACGCUUCAGACAUCACCCUGGAGCUGCACCAGCACCGGCAGACCAAAGAGGCAUUCGUCAAAGUGUCCUACAUUGGCCAGGACCAGUUGGUUCCAGGCUGUAGUGGAGUCUACUGCCCCCUGCAGGAGUUCAAGCAGGCCCUCUCCAACUACUCACUGACCUUUGAGCUCUACGAGUCACUCUGCAACCGCACAAAGGGCGUGGCUGAACCCUGAGGCUUCUGCGACCCCCAGCUCUACCCCAUGCACUCACUGUUACCAGCCACCAUGUUUACAUCCCACCAGAGACUUCCACUCUCCAGCCCUAGCCUAGCAUUUGCCUAUCACUAGCCAGUGUAUUACAACAGAGGUUUUCAAAGUGUGAGUCUGCGGUUGUCUUAAUGCUCAUUGACGGGAGGCCCACUGUCUCAGACUUUGAAAACAGGCUGUAUUACAGUACAAACUGUGUGUUAGGAUACCUCACUGUCUAAACGCACAAAUAUAGCUUUACUGUCAAAGUGUAUAACUGGCUUUGAAACCACAUCCAGCUGAUAUCAGGGCAAUGGGCAUCCUGUGUGUUACUGCUCAUACUGGUUAAGAUGAAGAGUUUUACUUAGAGGUCUUAAUAUUUGAAAUGAUCUGGUAAUAUAUUCUGCCUAAAUAAGUGUUACCAAUUUAUAUUCAUACGUUUACAUUCUGUGACUACUAUGCACACAGCAAUGUGUAUUUACUGUAUCAAUUCAGUAUAUCUGAUUACUUUAUGCACAGUACUGUAAAUUAUAGUGCACCAGAUUCUAACUAGCUGAAAUAUGUUCUGGCUUUGUUGCUUUUAGAGUGAACUAAAUUUCUUCAUAUCAAACUGCAAUCUUUUCCUCAGGGGAAAACCAAGCACAUCAUGUACGUCAUGUUCAUAAACCAAGGGAACCAAAUGUGUGUGUGUGUGUGCAGGUUUACCCACUCCAAAUCAUUCAUUUUAGAACCUGUUAAAAGGGAAUUACUCUGCUAGAAGUCUGUCGUGAGUGAAACACUAGGUGCUGCCUUUUAGGAUUGUAUUGUGUAUAAAUUAAAUGCAUGGACAUAUGAGCAAAUAUACACCCCCACACUGGAGUGAUUUAAUUUGCUUGUUAGUUGUAUGCCAAAUCAUGGAGAGUUGCCCUGAAAUUCUUUGCCUUUGCUUUGGAGUGGUGGAGAGUAAUAAAAGAGUUGGUCAAGG